Gasterosteus aculeatus aculeatus (three-spined stickleback) is the source of this 1832-nucleotide messenger RNA. RefSeq lists its product as uncharacterized. Lineage: Eukaryota; Metazoa; Chordata; Actinopteri; Perciformes; Gasterosteidae. The record is from RefSeq and is a predicted model, not a curated record.
CCAGCCGCUUCGUUUGCCGGAUUAGACGGACGGUUGUUGCGCCGUGUGAUCCCACUUAAUCGUUUCCAUACAUCAAAGCGCCUGCUGCGUAGCCCGGAUCGCCGCGGGGGACUAUACGGCCAGCUGUGCUGUGGGAGACGUCACAUCUGUCCCGACCGCUGUCGGAUGCUGUAACGCGUGAUCAGCCUGUGGAUGCUCGACGGCCGUCGGGAGACGCAAUGCUGCACCGGGUACCGAGCAGCAGGCACGGCGCGUGUGCGAUCGAAUGAAUUGCAAGAAAUCCAUUUAGCUGUCGGGGUACUUUCCGCUGACGGACGGUUCGGGGUGGUCCUUCUCCCGAGCACUCUGCUUCCUGUCUUCUCUUGGAUUGUGGAUAACGAGAAGCCUUCAAGACGGAGGGGGUGGUGGAGCAUCGAGGAAAAAACAGGGGCAACAUGAGGGAGCGGGACUUCAUGCCCAAUAUGGAGAGGGGCAAACCGGCUACUUAUACGGGGGACAAAAAGGCCAAGAUGGCUGCGAAGACCAACAAGAACUUGAUCUGGAAACCGACCAGCGCGUCCUCAUCCGCGGGGAAGCCAGUGCCCGGAGAGGUCCCCCCCACCGCGGACAUCUCAACUAAUAAUUCCAAAGGCAACAACGGGUCCGAGUGGAACUCCACGCAGACCGGCCUGUCUUCUGUCAACCUGAGCAGGCAGGUCAACACCCCGCACAGUCACGCGUUCCAAUGGGACGACCGAGCCGAGAGCGGCCCCGUGUCCGGAGCAGAGGUUGCGCACUCGCGGCAGGAGGGGGGACUCCACGCGUCCCCCGACGGGAGAACGGAGAGGCAGACGCACGUGUGGCAAACCGGCGAGAGCCGCGACCCCCCGCCGAGCACCGAGGGGGAAGAGACGAGGGCGCGCGGACCGGGCGACGGGGCCGUGGGCCGGAGCGACCCCGAGCAGGCGGCUCCAGAUGCUGCCGCCGUUCCUUCAGCGUCGGAGGCGAGCCGGGCCGGGCCGGGAGGGGAUUGAUCGGGCCUCUCGCCCCCCCCCAUCCCCCUUCCAACACAGAAACUCACCCUUCGAGGAGGGGUCAGAAUCAGUGCCGCGGGUCGGAUUGCACGCAGGUCUUCACUUUUGGACUCGUUUCGCGGGAGCCUCGUGGAUGCGUAACUGCUGACGUCUUGCUCUGGAAACGAGGAGACGUCGCUUCUUUCGAUGAACAGUUUCCCUACACUAUGCGUUUUUUUUAGUUUAGUUUUAUUUUAUUUUAGGCCAUUUGAAUGCCUUAAAUCAACGCGUGUCUACUUUAAGUCGGACACUAAGCUGCGCGCGCGCGCGUGGGAAACACUGGUAAAAGACGCGCGCUCCACGGAUGCGUUUGCUUUUGCGGCACAGCAGUGUUUCUCACGGGCUCACGGCCCUAAACGUCACUGCCACUCAUCAGCUAGUCUAAAUCCACACGGAACCUUCUAGUUCUAACGUAGAGGCUGUACUGUCUUUUUCAUGGAUCAAAUCCGGAUGUUGCGUGGAAGAAGCUCCAUUAUUGAGUUAUGCUCAGGUAUGUGCAUAUAACCAUGUAAAUGUGUUGUGUAUUUGGUUGUGCGGCGCCCAUACAUCUUUUGAGCCUUGAUGAACUGUUGGUGUAAGUAGAGGAUUUUUAUUAUAGGUGCAAUAUGUACAACUAUAUCACAAGGUACAAAUAAACAUCCUUAGAAAAUGAUUCAUGUAGUUUUGUAAUAGAUCUGUGUAAAUAAUGACUUCAUUGCUGACAUAUGGGACGUAACUUGUGUUAUUCAGAAACCACAAUAGAUAAUAUACAUUCAAAUAAAAGUUUUUCAAAAAACGAAA